Molecule: messenger RNA, 1941 nt
Organism: Parascedosporium putredinis
Lineage: Eukaryota; Fungi; Ascomycota; Sordariomycetes; Microascales; Microascaceae
Source: the annotation of a GenBank genome assembly
AUGAAUCCAAGACCCGUGGUCUGCCACGGUACGGAGACGCAGCCCGCCCGCAACCUCGCCGAAGCAGACCGACAGCCUCGGACCCCUCCAGGCUUGGGUAUCAUAAGCAGAUUUUACAAGGCGGACGUGCACCCUCCCGUACCGCUCUUCGCUCUCCCACCAACUCCAGACGAAUUUUCCACUUGGCGCCCGACAUCGUCCGUCUACUCCCACAACCCGCUCGUCACUUCCGAUUUCGCAAACCUGGCGACCUACGGCUACUAUGGAGCAGGCGGCGAGGGCAUCUCGCCGCCGAGCUCGCCCGAGAUGGCAGCCGUUCAACAAGGGCGCGAUGUUUCCCCGAUUGACGAGUUUCCCGACAAGUCCGGCUUCGACCAGAGGCCCUCGCGGCAGCCAUCGACGUCGCAAUCUAAGAGCAACAUCCCAAUGAUGCGCCGUCAACGCCGGCAAACCCAGGAAGCUGCGGCCGCCACAUUGAGAGAAUCCAAGUCAAGGGAUCGCUUGCGGGAUCGCCCAGCCCCUACCGGCUUGUCAUCUGAUGCUGUUGCGGCGUAUCCGUCACCUGGGAAAGGAGAAGGCGCGGGCCAGUCUGCGACUGGAAGACAGGUUUUCAAGAUGGCCAAUGGCCGCGAGAUGAAGUGGGAUGCCAUGACCGGCGAACCUACCCUUGGUCCCAAAGGAUACUCGGCCCAGGUUAAGCCUGCGGAGUACGCCCAGGAGUUUGGAGCUGGUGGCCAUGGCGCGGGGGCUUCUGGUGCUUCUGCUGCUGCUGCCCCGGCCUCCAACCCAGCGGCUAGCGCACUCUCGAGGUUACGCACUGCCGGACCAAGCGUUGCCGUGGCCCCUGAGAGGGUUCACACUCUGAGCCCGGAGCCAGAAGAACCGCCGCUGGUACAACGGUCGACGACGCCGUCUGCGCAGCCAUCGGCGACGGCGAGGCCGCCCCGGGCCGCCAGCCUCGCACAACGCCCGCAGUGGAAGGGUGGGAGCGGGCGGGUGACACUGGUGGACCCGGUGCACGACACACCGCAGGAACCGCCGGUGCACAUUCCCCGAAAGAGCAGCAAGCGCACGGCAAACCUGAGCCGAGGCGCGCGGGGCGGCCCUGGAGGCCCUAGGGCUCCCAACCUCAUUUGCCCCAAGAGCCAGCGCAAGCGCAAGCGCCGAGUCGAGCAGCAAACCACCUCAGGCCCACCACAACCCCCACCUCUCGACAGCCUCGUCAGUGUACUCGCAGUUCGAUCCCCGCCGCCGGUCAAUUACUCCAACGUCUCGACAAACCGUCACAACGUACGCGACGUCGGCCCAUACCGGAUCGCCCAAGCCAUCUAUGGACGUGGACCGACCGCCGAUGCCAACGCCACCGCAGGCUUAUUCCUCGCUAUUGUCGAAUUCGCCCCCGGUCGAAAGGACAACCUUGUCAUUACCAUGAACCAGCCCUACAUGUCGGGAGCGCGGGGCGGCUCCUCGCCGAUCGGCAAGCCCAUGGGACCGCGCGAUGCGGUUCCCAGCUACCUGCGAUCCAACACGUGGGGCGACUCGAGCUCCUCGGUUUUCAGCGCCGACGCUCGCCCGGGUUCGGUGGCGUCGACGAGCAAGGCGCUCCCGCCGGCGCCUCCGGAGAUCAACCCGGCCAACGACAGGGUGGGGUACCUCAAUGCGCGGCUCCAAUCGCUCGCAAACCGACGCCUCAACAUCAACAAGAGCAUCAAGAAGAUGACGGAGAUGAUGCCGACGGAUAACCUCAUGGCCAGCGACGCGGUGCUCAGGAAGCGCGAGGCGGAAAAGGUCAAGAUUGAGAGCCUCAAGGUCGAGCUAUCCGAGGUGCAGCGUGAGGAAUAUGAGCUUGGUCUCAAGCUUCACAGGGCGUAUAAGCGACAGGACCGCGAUGCCGAGUAUGAACCCACCACCCUCUGGGUGCGCAGGGUAACGGGUGCAUAG